CAGUUCUGAGGGUCCGGGAUCCCCACGAGGCUGGGCAGCAUCGUCUUCGGUUGGGUCCUGUUGGCUCAUAAGUGGCCCAAGGUUGGCUCGGGGGCCACGGAGAGGAACGAAGGCACACAGCACUUUAAGGGAAGGCACCUGCAGCGGGGCCGCCGCCCUCCAGACGCCCCUGGAAGCCGGCCGGGCCCUCGCUCCAUCAGAAAGGACGCUAAGAGGGAGCUCGGUGUGCGGGACCCAGUGGCGCCGCUGGAAGCCGCUCCCUGGCUCGAGGGCUGCCUCAGUGUUUCAAGUUCUUCCGAGACGUCUUGUCCCUUCCUUGUUCCCUCCCCUUCCUGCUGUUCUGCAGAAACAGCCACUUGGGAAUUGCACGGCAGGAAGGCGUGAUUUCAUUUGGUUUGUUCCUGGCUCCUGGUUUGCGUCGCACUUGGGUGCCGGCUGCCUCCCUGGGGUUCAGUUCCACUCUAUUGUCUGAACUAUGAGGAUCUGGUGCCUCCUGCUUGUCUCCGGAGUCUGGGCAGGGAUUGGGAACUCACAGGACACCUGCCGGCAGGGCCACCCUGGCGUCCCAGGGAACCCUGGUCACAAUGGAUUGCCUGGAAGGGAUGGACGAGAUGGAGCGAAGGGUGACAAGGGGGAUUCAGGCGAACCAGGACAUCCAGGUGGUCCAGGGAAGGACGGGAUGGCCGGAGAGAAAGGAGAACCAGGGGCAGAUGGAAACGUUGAAGCAAAGGGCAUGAAAGGCGAUCAGGGCGCCAGAGGACCCCCAGGGAAACACGGGCCAAAGGGACUCGUGGGCCCCGUGGGAGAGAAAGGCCUCAGAGGAGACGUGGGCCCCCCAGGGCAGAAGGGGGAGAAGGGUGACGUGGGGCCCCUUGGUCCAGACGGGCCAAAGGGCAGCACUGGGCCUUCGGGCCCAACAGGCUUACCCGGCCCCGUGGGCCCCGUGGGCAAGCCUGGUCCCAAGGGAGACCCUGGACCCCUGGGGCCCCAGGGUGAGCCAGGGGUCCGGGGAGUGAGAGGCUGGAAAGGGGACCGAGGAGAAAAAGGGAAAAUUGGUGAGACUCCAGUCCUGCCCAAAAGCGCCUUCACCGUGGGGCUCACGGUGCUGAGCAAGUUCCCGCCGUCGGAUGUCCCCAUCAGAUUCGACAGGAUCCUGUACAAUGAGUUCAACCACUACGACGUGGCCACGGGGAAAUUCACCUGCCACAUCGCCGGGGCCUAUUACUUCACCUACCAUGUCACAGUCUUCUCCAGGAACGUCCAGGUGUCCCUGGUCAAAAAUGGGGUAAAAAUGCUGCACACCAAGGACGGGUACAUGAGCUCUGAGGACCAGGCGUCCGGCGGCCUCGUCCUGCAGCUGAAGCUUGGGGACGAGGUGUGGCUGCAGGUGACGGGCGGGGAGAGGUUCAACGGCCUGUUCGCGGACGAGGAUGACGACACGACCUUCACAGGGUUCCUCCUGUUCAGCAGCUCGUGACCGGGCGCGGCUGGCAAUCUGCCUCCCCAGCCCCCUGACCAGUUGUUUGAUGAUCUUACUACAUUAACUGUAUCACUACUGUCCUAACCAUGAAAAGGUGAAAGCUGGAAAGUUACUCCUAAAACUGAUCCUGCGUAAUUCGCUAUCAUUCCCAGAGCAAAUUUAAAAACUCCUGCCCUGUCUGUUACAAUUCAUUUAAUAUUUUUCCUCAUUCCCGUCCUCUGUAGAAUCCUUUGCACAUCCCGGUGGAAGGAGUGUUUUAGUAUCACUCUGGUGCUCGAAGGAGCCGUGGGAUGACUUCUGUCUCAGCUGAACUCCAGAGGGUAUUACAGGGGAAGAAAAGGAAGCGUAUUCCUCAUCACCGACUGAGAAGCUUCAGGCUGGUGGCAGUGACACGUCCCAGGAAGCUGUGGGAUCCUCUGCUCGUUGUCUGCCCGGGGUUUUAAUCGCCAUUCAACUCAACUCAGUUGUUUAAUAAACUGUUCGCCAGACUUGACUCUGUUAGUUUCCUGGGACAGUCAGCCCUCUGAAGCUACAGUUCCUUAUCCACACAUUCAACCAAUCACGGGUGGAAAAUAUUUGUAAAAAAAAUUCAGAAAUUUCCAAAAAGCAAAACUUGAAUUUGCCAACCUGGAAACUAUUCACAUAGCACUGGCAUUGCAUUAGGUAUUAUGAGUAAUCUAGAGAGGAUUUUAAACAUAUGGAGGAUGUGUGCAGGUCAUAUGCAAAUAAUACACCAUUGUGCGUAA
Molecule: messenger RNA, 2226 nt
Organism: Vicugna pacos (alpaca)
Lineage: Eukaryota; Metazoa; Chordata; Mammalia; Artiodactyla; Camelidae
Gene: C1QTNF9
Product: C1q and TNF related 9
Molecular function (GO): protein binding
Source: RefSeq, a predicted model, not a curated record